AUGUGGCGACUUUGGAAACAGAGGCUGGGCUUCAGGAAGGCGUGCUUCCUCAAGCUGCUCUUCCCAGUCUCCGCAGUGUGCCUCAUAGUGGUAUCUUCAGGCAUGUGCCGUGCCUUCGCAGCUCCCGGCGAGGAGGCACCGUAUGCGCAAGUCAUCCGAACUUUGGGCGAUGCCAGCAGCUGGCAGGAUGCUCUCGAGCUCCUUGCCGACAUGUGCAAGAUGGACCCGAAGGCGGCUCUCAACACCGCGACAUUCACGGCCGCCAUUCUCGCGUGCGGCAGGACUGCACAGUGGCUGCAGGUCAGUGUGUUGCUCGAGCAAGCCCGGAGGAAAGAAGUCAAGUCUGACUUGGGUAUGUGCCAAGCGGCGUUGGCGGCCUACGCGGAGCGCCUCGCUUGGGCGGAGGCCAUGGCAUUGCGACAGCUUGUGCCCAGCUUUGCCGUGCUCCCGCUCCCAGGCUUUGCGGCUCUGGGAGGCGCCGUUACGUUCGGUGAGAGCCAGGGUGUUUGA
Symbiodinium sp. CCMP2456 is the source of this 510-nucleotide messenger RNA. The record is from the annotation of a GenBank genome assembly. NCBI's taxonomy places the organism in Eukaryota, Dinophyceae, Suessiales, Symbiodiniaceae.